This is a messenger RNA of Notothenia coriiceps (black rockcod), 309 nucleotides long. RefSeq names its product ETS domain-containing protein Elk-1-like. The annotation marks the transcript as partial. The record is from RefSeq and is a predicted model, not a curated record. The transcript has 2 exons. Lineage: Eukaryota; Metazoa; Chordata; Actinopteri; Perciformes; Nototheniidae.
CGCUCGUCACCCGGCGGCUCUCAGAAAAGUUCCCGUAACGACUACAUGAAGUCCGGCCUCUACUCCACCUUCACCAUCCAAUCACUGCAGGCCUCGCCCAACCCACAGCCAAUCAAAACAGAGCUGCUGAUACAACACGACGCCGCCGCCAUGUUCGAUCUAAGAGAGGUCUGUGUGAUAUCAGAGUCUCCUCCGUCAGUAGGAGGUUCGAUGGACUCGGCUCUGCAGGUGAUCGUCACUCAGCCGUCUCCGUGUGCCACUCCGGCUCUCAGCCCGCAGAUAACCACAAACGCCACCAGCCAAUCACAG